Messenger RNA from Ipomoea triloba (trilobed morning glory), 2267 nucleotides. RefSeq names its product probable inactive purple acid phosphatase 2. Lineage: Eukaryota; Viridiplantae; Streptophyta; Magnoliopsida; Solanales; Convolvulaceae. Gene Ontology annotation, molecular function: metal ion binding; acid phosphatase activity. The coding region runs from base 323 to 2143 and encodes 606 amino acids. The transcript has 3 exons. The record is from RefSeq and is a predicted model, not a curated record.
UGUUAAACCCAUUUUUGGCGGGAAGCAUAAAUUGCAAAUGUUUGUUGUCGGAUUUGCGAUGAAGAGAUAGGAUUAGGCAUGGGAUCCACGAUCCCAUUAUUCGGCUCUUACCGUUGCAACUGCCGAAUUCUAGCGAAUUAUACAUCGCCUUUGAUUUUCUUCUUUCACUGUUUUCUGACAUCUUAUCCGCGCCCCAUCUCUCUGUCACCUUCGCAAUUUUGUUAUUUCUUCGAGAUUUAUUGAUGUAAUCAGUAACAUUUCUCUCGAAGAAUCGGAGUUCAUAAUCGUAUCCGAUCGAUCGACUCGAGAAUUGCCUGAAACUAUGAUUGGUGUUCGGAAUCCAGUGGUUUUGUGCUGUGCGUUGAAUCUGUUUGCGUUUUUGUCUGUAUGUUCUUCGGACGUUUCAAUCUCCGUUUCUCCGAAGACUUUGUUGAGAUCUCGUGAUCCGGUGGCGAUAUGGUGGUCCGGCGUGAGUUCUCCGUCGAAGCUCGAUUGGGUUGGGAUUUACUCUCCGGCCAAUUCCUCGCAUGACGAUUUCAUCGGCUACGUCUUCCUAUCGUCCUCGCCCGGGUGGGAAAACGGGUCGGGUUUCAUCUCCAUCCCUCUGAUCAAUCUCCGGUCGAGUUACCGGUUCCGGAUCUUCCGAUGGAACGAAUCGGAGGUCGACGUGACUCGGGUGGACAAGGAUCAUAAUCCGUUGCCGGGAACGGAGCAUUUGCUGGUUGAGUCGGAAGAGAUUGAGUUCAAACCGGGUCGGGGCCCGGAGCAGGUGCACUUGGCAUUGACGGGUAGGGCUGGUGAGAUGCGGGUCAUGUUUGUGACUAGCCACGGAGAAGAGAGUUUCGUGAGAUAUGGGUUGGCCCGGACCCGGAAGGGUUUGGAUCAGGUGGCGGGUACUCGGGUCGAGCGGUACGAGAAAGAGCAUAUGUGUGGCGCUCCAGCUAAUCAAAGUGUUGGUUGGAGAGAUCCGGGUUACAUACAUGAUGGCGUUAUGAUCAAUUUGGAAAAUAAACAGAGAUAUUUUUAUCAGGUUGGAAGUAAUCAGGAGGGAUGGAGCAAUAUUUACAGCUUCGUCUCCCCAGACAGCAACUCAAAUGAAACAAUUGCCUUCUUGUUGGGGGACAUGGGGACUUUCACACCUUACACCACCUUCCAAAGAACCCAAGCUGAGAGCAAAUCAACCAUCAAGUGGAUCAGCCGCGACCUCCGGGCCAUCGGCGACAGGCCGGCAAUAAUCUCUCACGUCGGAGACAUCAGUUACGCCCGAGGCUACGCCUGGCUAUGGGAUACCUUCUUCACCCAGAUCGAACCCAUCGCCUCCGCCGCUCCCUACCACGUCUGCGUCGGCAACCACGAGUACGACUGGCCAUCGCAGCCCUGGAGACCGGACUGGGCCGCCAAUAUAUACAAACAAGACGGCGGCGGCGAGUGCGGGGUGCCCUUUAGUCUCAGGUUCAACAUGCCCGGAAACUCUUCGGAGCCCACCGGCACCGCCGCGCCGGCGACACGAAACCUAUACUACUCGUUCGACAUGGGGCCGGUCCACUUCGUGUACAUGUCAACGGAGACAAAUUUCCUUCCGGGGAGUAACCAAUACCAGUUCUUGGAGCAAGAUCUGGAGCAGGUGGAUCGAGGAAAGACCCCUUACGUGGUAUUCCAAGGCCACAGGCCAAUGUACACAACCAGCAGCGGCCACAAAGACGGCGCCUUAAGGCAAAAACUCGUCGAGCACAUAGAGCCAUUGUUGCUAAAAAACAAAGUGAGCUUAGCGCUCUGGGGACACGUCCACCGAUACGAAAGGUUUUGCCCUUUGAACAACUUCACCUGCGGGAGCCUGGAGAAGAACGGGAAAUUUUGGGAGGCGUUUCCGGUGCAUAUUGUGAUUGGGAUGGGCGGGCAGGACUGGCAGCCGACCUGGGAGCCACGGCCGGAGCAUCCGACCGACCCCGUUUUUCCGCAGCCGGUGAGGUCGGAGUUCCGGGCAGGGCAGUUUGGGUACGCGAGAAUUGUGGCUAACAUGGAAAAGUUGAGGUUUUCUUAUGUGGGGAAUCAUGAUGGGAAGGUGCAUGAUUCGGUGGAGAUCAUGGCUCCUGAUCCCAGCGUGUUUGACUCUACUUCUCACUCGCUCUAUCAUGAUUUGUAACCACGAAAGACUGCACCACCUUUUUUUUGAGAAUUUCAGGUUUCUAAUUAGCUUGUUGUCCAAUAACAAAAUUGUAUUUGUAUUAAUUUUAAAUCCAAUUUGUUAUCAAAUUUCAUUUGCAUUA